CGAACGGCUGAUCAAAUAUAAAAACUUGGUAGUAACUGGAUGUAAUAAGAGUCAAUUUUUUUUUGUAAUAAAAGGGAUUAUGGAAAUUGAUUUGUAAUAAAAUUGAAGGACGUAUUUAUAGAGAUGAAAUCAAGUGACAAAUUUGAAAGACACUAUCAAGAGUAUCAAUAGAAAAUUGGACAAUUUUGGUAUGGGUCGAUUUUAGGUCGCACGUAGAUCGUGCUUUUUGGAACGUAGAGAGAACUUACUGGAAGAUUCGUAGCAAGUAUAAUACUAUUUUCAGUAUGUCAGACUGGGAUACCGCUCCAAUUACUCUACGUAAACGUCCACCAAAGGCUUCAGUACUUAAAUCGGAACAGGCGGUGAAUGCUGCACGUCGUCAAGGUUAUGCUGUUGAAACACAAGCGAAAUGGGGCGGAGGAGCAAACAGACAACAUGUAACAACUAAAAAUACUGCUAAGUUAGAUAGAGAGACUGAAGAACUGAAACAUGACAAAAUCCCACUUGACCUUGGUAAAUUAAUUCAACAAGGCCGGCAAAGUAAAGGAAUGUCUCAGAAAGAUCUUGCCACAAAAGUAAAUGAAAAGGCACAAGUCAUCAAUGACUAUGAAGCUGGUCGUGGUAUUCCAAAUCAGACGGUGAUUGGUAAAAUCGAACGAGUGCUAGGAAUAAAAUUACGUGGGAAAGAUCGUGGAAAACCGUUAACAACCCCCGGGACAAAAAAGUGAAUCUCGGGGGGAAAAAAUUUCAACUUUCUACCCUGACGCAUCGUUCCCUAAACAGAACUGCAAAAACAAAAUUGUAGGAUUGAGAGCAACUACUACUUCCACCCUAUUCAUCUUUGGUUAUUUUAUUACAUAUUUUAAAAUAUUAUUUUAUAAAUAUAUUACUGUGUAUUGUAAAAUAGAUAAUUAUAUGUCCUCAUGUAUAAAACAGAAUUACAUUUCUAUUUAAUUUAAAGGAAAUUACAAGCACUUGAUACCGGAACUAUCAAAAAAAGCUGUUAAUUUAUCUUUAUAUACUAUUUUGUUACAUUUUCAAAUACACGUCAUUGAUUCUAUUAUAAAACAGAUUUAUUAUUUCAUCUUCUUGAAUGUUCAUUCGAAGAAACUAAAUAACGUUGUAUUAUUAUAAAUAACAUUACAAGGUUGUUGCUAUGUAUAUAUAAAGAUCAGUGAUCAAUUUUAUAAUGAUUAAAAAAUCAUAUUUAUAAAUACACAAAUGCAUUCGUAAGCAUCAUACAUCAUCAUAUUUGCAUAGAGAUUGAAGUAUUAAUUUAUAAUCUAGUAACAUUUCAUUAUACACCACAGUAUAGCUUGUACAUGAGAGAAAUUACUAAAUAAACA
Messenger RNA from Nomia melanderi (Alkali bee), 1346 nucleotides. RefSeq names its product multiprotein bridging factor 1 (gene mbf1). Gene Ontology annotation, molecular function: DNA binding. The record is from RefSeq and is a predicted model, not a curated record. Gene Ontology annotation, cellular component: nucleus. NCBI's taxonomy places the organism in Eukaryota, Metazoa, Arthropoda, Insecta, Hymenoptera, Halictidae.